AUGCCUGGCAGUCAUGGGGCAACUCUACGAGCGGCUGUCAGUCUGACAUCGGAGGUGAUGUCUUUGCUAGUGCCCGAGACGCCACUUUCAUCGCGAUGCGGCUUCGUUCGUGGUCGCAAGCGGAUCAAGCCGCAUCCCGUUUCGGAGCUACGAAAACAGACGAAUUUCGUGACGCCCAGCUCCGAUGAGGAGGAGGAAGACACAUGUGCGGAUGCUGACUGCAGUUGUGCAAACAACUCGAACAACGAGCGAAAGCCUCUCAAGCCUUACACAUUACGCAAAAAAACUUAGCG
Messenger RNA from Drosophila hydei, 293 nucleotides. RefSeq lists its product as uncharacterized. NCBI's taxonomy places the organism in Eukaryota, Metazoa, Arthropoda, Insecta, Diptera, Drosophilidae. The transcript has a single exon. The coding region runs from base 1 to 291 and encodes 96 amino acids. The record is from RefSeq and is a predicted model, not a curated record.